AUGCGUCCUUCUGGGGCUUCUACCGGUGGUAGUAAUAUAAAAGGAUACAUGGGUGCGGCUGCUGGGAUACAUCGAACUGAGCGUCGUACUGUUACCCCUCUUUUGUGGAUGCAAAAUGUAAGGAUGGUUAAAUCCAGUGGUGAAGGUCAUACUGAUAAAGGUGUCCCGGCCAAUAUGCACGAAGAAAUGGUUGAAAUAUCACGAAAAUUCCCUAAUGUGAAGGUUACUAAG
Messenger RNA from Racocetra fulgida, 231 nucleotides. Lineage: Eukaryota; Fungi; Glomeromycota; Glomeromycetes; Diversisporales; Gigasporaceae. The record is from the annotation of a GenBank genome assembly.